AUGUCGUGGACGGAUAUUAUUAAAAACAAUUUGUUAGGCUCGGGGUUUGUGACCAAAGGUGCCAUUGUGGGAUUUGACGGCUCUGUUUGGGCAAAAAGUGACAACUUUGCUGUAAGAUGCAAGAUGCAUUAAUUUUUUUAAUAGAUAUUCGACUUUAGAUUACCACCGAAGAAGCUGUUAUUGCUGGAAAAGCUUUCGAACAAUACGUAAGUUAAUUAUUGUGUAGCAAACUUUAAAAUUAAACAAAUGUCAAAAAGAUAAAACAAAUUACGGACAUUCAUUUCAAAAUUCAGGAUGCUCUUCUUGGCACGGGACUACGCUUUGAAGGGCAGAAAUACUUAAUUCUCAACGCCGACGAAGACAGAAUCAUCGGAAAACAAGGAGCUUCGGGAUUCUUUGUUUACAAAACAGGAAAAGGUAACAUUAGACUGUAAAUUAAUCAAAACUAAUAAAAAAUGUACAGCUGUCAUCAUCGCAACCUACGAACAAGGACUUCAACCUGAAAUGUGCAGCAAAGUAGUGGGAGCUCUUGCGGAUUACUUCAAGGGCGUCGGCUAUUAA
Messenger RNA from Caenorhabditis sp. 36 PRJEB53466, 561 nucleotides. NCBI's taxonomy places the organism in Eukaryota, Metazoa, Nematoda, Chromadorea, Rhabditida, Rhabditidae. The record is from the annotation of a GenBank genome assembly.